CACAAGUUGAGAUGUGAGUUGUAUAAAUACCUACCACUACACUUACCCUGAUUAGCAGGUCUGGUCACCGAUCGGAGAACACAACUUACUUCGCCCUGCCUGACUCAAUAGGAAUAUGACAAUAGCACUCGGCAAUCCACCCACAAAGCAAACUAUACGUUCCAUUGCACAGCUUGAAUAGUAUUAUCAGCAUCAAGCGUGUUAUACCCAUUCACGUUAUUUACAUGAUUCAAUAUGACCAAAGAUUGGGAUAUAGUGCAGGCUGAGAUCAAGGAGCUGUCCUUCAACCAGAAGAAACCCCUAGAAGAAGUCAAGGAGUUGAUGGAGAAUAAGUACAACUUUAAGGCUUCUACAAGAGCAUAUCGUAUGAAGUUGAAAGAGUGGGGGCUCAGGAGACAUCGACAUUCUAAGAUAGCAAGUAACCGCAGUGAAACGAGAAGACAUUGUCUUUCCGGCAGCAAGGAAAAUGAGCAGCGUGAAAGGGAGUCAAUUUCGAUGUUUGAGUUUAUGCCUAUGGAGACUAUGUUCACGGCUCCUGCUACCGAACGUACGCAUACAGCCACAACGAGCGCAUCAAACCUCGAGCCAGUAUCUGAGAGCCUGCUGGAACAGCCGUCGAAUCAUCCUUCGCCUGAUGAUCAAGCGGUGGAGUCGGAUGUCGUCAUGGAGAUGCUAGGUGCUGUUCUAGAUAAAGAUUCGCACGGACUUGAGAAACUCGUUGCUGAGAACAUGGACCAUGUUAACAACCCCAUUGGAUUACCCUUCGAGACACCCAGCAGUCGCUUUCAUGGUCAUCCAGCAAUGAAUGGCAUAUUGAUUCUUCAACACCCAGGACAAACGCUCUUUGAUAUUGCAUGCGGAUUGCCAUGCGGACCCAUUGUCUGGGUGCUGAUAUCGCAUGGUGCAACAGGAUCAAGACAUCCCUUGGGAACAGACCUGGCACUACACAACGCUAUCAAAAACGGAAGAUCGCAUACCGUCCAAGCGCUACUCGUUCCCGGUCGAUCAAAUGUCAAUGGGCUCCCUAGUACCACGUGGAAGCCUCUCCUACAAGCCGUGUUUUGGGCGGUACCGGGUGUCGUUCGUAUCUUGCUCGCUAAAGGAGCAGAUGUCAACAUCGUGGGGCCUUCCCCUGAUAGCACGGGUAAGUAUACUGCGUUGCAGUUGUGCUUGCGGCAUCGAGCGAUGCAAUACACAAACACGGUUGUGAAAGCACAAUGCGAUGAGAUCCUGAAGAUGUUAUUGGAUGCUGGAGCAAGCAUUUCCGCAUUAGAUGAUGCAUUCACGCCUUUCCAAAUGUUCGUCAAACCGUGGCAGGAGAUACCAUAUUGGGCUAUAGAAACAAGCUCGAUCGAAUUGGACUGUCUACGUAUAUUUGUCCAGAAAGGCGCGAAUCUGGAGUCGCCUUUCUCGAAUUAUCCAUGCAGAUCUGCCUCAAGGGAUACAUUCGUGCAUCAAGCACUCUGGCAUUCGACACCAAACAUCGCCCGACUUGUUGUUGAUAGCAUCCCGCAAGACCCUGGAACCAAUGGCGCUUGUCUACUUCACGACGUGCUUGGAUCUUGCCCAGACGCCCAACGACAUCCCGCUGAUAUGUUGCGAGACGUCAAUCAGCUCAUUCAACGGGGCGUUGAUCUGAAUUCAGUGCAUGGUGACGGGAGAACGCCGCUGAUGAGAUGCAUCGAACAGUGUUCGGCUGCUGAUAUAGUCCCUUGUUUGCAAACCUUGCUAGACGGUGGAGCAGAUCCAGAGCUCGAGGGCCUGACUGGUACCCAGCCAUUUAUUAUUGCAGCUCGCAAACUAGAAGGGUCGUUGCUUUCAGAGGUCAUAGAGCUCCUAGUUGCGUACAUUUGUGGAAAUCACAUCGAAAUCAUAGACGGCAUCUCGUAUGAAUGGAGUCAAAGCCACUUUCCCAUAUCGAAAGACCAAAAUUACGCACAAGUAGUAGCGUGUACCCAGGAACGCGGGAAGUUCAUGACAAACAUGCAAAAUAUGGUGCCGGAAGACAUUCAACAUUCCUUCCGACGAGCGUACUUUGCGAUAGUUAGCGACAAUUUCCUAAGAACCAUGACGAAACUUGCUACAUCGAGGAGACUCGACCUCUCGGAGAUCAGCGAAAUCACCAAAGUCAUCUCGAUGCGGAAUACUUUUGAUCUCCUAGAGCACAAAUUCGACUACCAGCUUGCCAUGUCAUUCUUAGAUCCGAGUCCAACGGCCAACAGUAGUGCUACGCUACGGGAUAUGUUACCAAAUACUACCUCAUCAUCUUCUGGGGACAUCUCCAACAACGCAGUCGUCGCACACGCACCAUUUCAACUCAAUAUCAAUAUCUCGACCUCUACACACGGCAUGUGCAACAGUCAACGAAGAAUGGACUCGGAUGAAGACGAUUUCUUCGUUCCAUCUACAACGCAGAUUCGAUGGCAUGAUCCUUGUGCCAAACCGAAAAAAGGUGAUCUUCAAAAAGUGAUCGCUGCUGUAUUGCAGUUCAAGUGCGGAGUCUGUGCGGACGGAACACUGCUGACAAAGAAAGAGUUGGAGAAACAUGGCGUCGAGCACACGCAUAGUGAGAGUUGUUUAGACAUGAGAUGUCGGAGACGAUUUUGCGUUAAGGGGGUUUGGAUGGAUGAUCUUAUGAUGUUGACCUGAUGUCAAUGCAGAUUGUUGAAUAUCCACAAACAAAGGAGUGAGGCCUGAGUAGCAUAUCAUGAUAACAUGUUGCUCCAUAGACGAGUU
This is a messenger RNA of Dothidotthia symphoricarpi CBS 119687, 2736 nucleotides long. RefSeq names its product ankyrin. The coding region runs from base 235 to 2649 and encodes 804 amino acids. The transcript has 2 exons. Lineage: Eukaryota; Fungi; Ascomycota; Dothideomycetes; Pleosporales; Dothidotthiaceae. The record is from RefSeq and is a predicted model, not a curated record. Gene Ontology annotation, cellular component: cytoplasm; nucleus. Gene Ontology annotation, molecular function: protein binding.